AUGGCAGAUAUUCAACUGAAACAAGAAGCCAUACAAAAGGUGCAAGGAUUCCAGAAUCCGUUUUGUAAGGAGGCGAAUGAGCUGAUCUCAGUAGGAAUUCCACAGAAGAUUGCUGACCUGGACAAGUUCCUCAGUUCUGCAGAGCUGAAUGUUUCUGAUUUGGCAACACUGCGAGCUGAACUUGAUAUACCAAUACCAGACCCCGAAAAAGAGAAGGAAAAAGAAAAACAGAAGAAAGAAAAAGACGAGAAAAAGAAAGAUGAUGAAGAGGAUAAAGGCCCUCCCUGUGGCCCCAUAGCAUGCAAUGAGAAGAUUACAAGUCUGCAAAGAAAAAUCAAACAUGAAAUACAAGCACUGAAAGAAAACUUGAAUAUGGUUACCCUUUGGCUGCAACUUCAGAUUCCUCAGAUUGAGGACGGGAAUAACUUUGGAGUUGCUGUUCAGGAAAAAGUGUUUGAACUGAUGACAAAUCUUAGGACCAAGUUAGAUGCAUCCCAAACCCAGAUAUCCAAGUAUCUCUCUGAUCGCGGUGAUGCAGUGGCCAAAGCAGCAAAGAGUCCCCAUGUGGGCGAUUACCGUGCUUUAGUUCAGCAGCUUGAUGAAUCGCAGUACUCUGAGCUCCGGAUCACAGCUCUUGAAAUAAGGAACUCCUAUGCCACAAUAUAUGAUGUCGUCAGCAAGAAUUAUAACAAGAUAAAAAGACCACGUGGGGACACCAAGCGUCUCAUUUACUAA
Messenger RNA from Staurois parvus, 735 nucleotides. The record is from the annotation of a GenBank genome assembly. NCBI's taxonomy places the organism in Eukaryota, Metazoa, Chordata, Amphibia, Anura, Ranidae.